Hippoglossus stenolepis (Pacific halibut) is the source of this 3074-nucleotide messenger RNA. RefSeq names its product torsin-1A-interacting protein 2-like. The coding region runs from base 128 to 1729 and encodes 533 amino acids. Gene Ontology annotation, biological process: membrane organization. Lineage: Eukaryota; Metazoa; Chordata; Actinopteri; Pleuronectiformes; Pleuronectidae. Gene Ontology annotation, cellular component: membrane. The record is from RefSeq and is a predicted model, not a curated record. The transcript is spliced from 8 exons. Gene Ontology annotation, molecular function: ATPase activator activity.
AUUUCCGGUGAUCGGUGGCGUACGCUUUCAAAAUCUCUCCCUCCACGAUCACAGGAAAUGCCCGUCGUGUUAUUUAAUUAAUGUUUUAUUUGUGUGUGUGUGUCGCCCAGUUCAGUUGUAAUCAUAGAUGGAGUCCAAGGAUUCUGAAAACAAGGCGUCUCGGUCCCUGAGGCGAUCUACGCGGCGGGCAUCCUCCAAAGCGAUGGGGUGUGAGCCGACCCCCAGGGGUCCGCUGAAGAGGACCAAGAGGAGCUCAGGGAAACCGGGUCCUGUCGCAGCAGUCAAUGGGUCCGGAGAUCCGGAGAGUGGCUCUGAGGAUGAAGAGUCCCCGAGCAAGAAGAGCCGGCUGCAGACUGAAGGAGCAGCGGGACGUGGUGAUGAUGAUGAUGAUGAUGAUGGUGAUGAUGGGACUGAGAUGGAAGUCCAGGAGUCAGCUGGAGAUAUGAAGAAUAACCAGGAAACAGUCGCUGACAAGCAGGAAUCUUCUCAUGGCACUCAUCCACCUAAACUCUACCAAGGUGCCAUUGGAGAUGUGAAUUUACUCCCUCGUGUAGUGUUACACGAAUACCGCAGACCCCAAGUUGCAAGUGGAGAAGCAGACUUGAUGGAAACCAAAAGAGUAAACUCAUCAACCAAAGGACCGGCAGCCCCCACCAAGUCUGCUGUGCAAACCAGAUCAUUGGUGAACAGCCAUGAUGUGCCCCCUACCACGACCAGCAUGGCUGAGUACAAGAGUCGGAUGGAGGCCAUUGCCAAGAGACCUGCUAUUCCCACAGUUAACAACGUGAGCCCAAGUGUUUACCCGUCAUCAGAGAAAUCCUUGUCAGUGCAUCAACGUUUGAGACACAUUCCAAUUAAAAAAGAAUUGGUUAAGCCCAGGAAAAAAGCAGUGAAAAAUAAAACAGAUGUCAUCAAGAUAAGCUCCACAAAUUCUUCUCGGGGUUGCAUGUGGUAUUUCUGGUGUUUGGUUGCCCUGGUGCUGCUCGGUUCUGUCGCCGCCCUGGUAUACAAGAAAUUCCCUGUCCUCAGAAUGGUCACAGAUCUAGAAGGGCUUAUAUCCAGGGCUGCUGAGCCAGAUGUGUUUGCUGAUCAGUUGUCUCUUCUUGAGGCUCAAUUCCCCAGUCAGCGUCCAGAGUUGUGGAAAAGGAGCAAGAUACACCUGGGGAAGCACCUGAGAACAGCCCAGCCCACAGAGCCGGUGAGUCUGAUUUUCACCGCUGGCCGCAGCGCUGAGAGGACGCUGCACUGCCUCGCUCAGGGCCUGGCCUCCGCCUUCUCGUCUGUCAUCAAAACCUCCGUCCUCCAAAUCGAUGGAGCCAGCAAAGCCAAUCAGGACAGUGAUGAAGUGAAGCUGGACAUUGACAGCCAACUGAAGGAGGCCUUUGAAGGUGAUAAACCAGUGGCAAUCAUUCAUCGCCUUGAAGAGCUGCCUCCAGGCUCUACCCUCAUUUUUUAUCGCUACUGUGACCACGAGAGUGCCGCGUACAAGCAGGUGUUCUUGUUGUUUACUGUGCUGCUACCUCAGGAUGAGGUUAGCAGUGAGCAUAGUCUGAAGGAUGUGGACGAGAUGGUGCAAGACUAUCUAAGGGAGAGGCUGGUGGGCUCCAGCAACCAAACUUCCUUCAAUGAGAUGGACAAUAACAAGUACGGUGGACUGUGGAGCCGCAUCUCGCACCUUGUUCUGCCAGUAGUGUCUGAGAAGGAAGUAGAGAAGAGAGGAUGCUCAUAAACCAAGCUGGCUUCUCUGAAAAAAUCAGGAUACCACUUUGGACCAGCCUGUUACUUUUUGGCGCAGUGCAGGAGCUAGGAAACAAAAGUAAAAUUGAAGUAUAAUGUGUGUGCUGUGAUAAUUCACAUAUAGACUUGAUUUGAAAGGGUUGAAAAUGGUAUUAAUCUCUCUCUGUCAGAGAUAAAAUUGUACAUAAGCUGCUGUCCAAUGUGUGAUCAGUUUAACUGCUUCCAAGAUGUUCAGCGCAGUUUUUAAUUAAAUGUGUGUAGAUGUACAGGCUUUGCAUCAGGACGAAACAAUGAUGUUGCACCAUCAUUCCACUUCCAAGAGGGGAAUUCAGUCCGUAUUCUCUCGUAGAUUUACCAUAUAACAAGAUGUAAAGCACUUUCUUCAAAUGAUUUUCCAUGAACAUGUCCAAUCCAUAGAUUGAAUAUAAAGAUGGACAACGCGUCUCCCCUUCUUCUCACUAGCCAGAAAUGAAGCCAAAACAUCCCGGAUACGAACGUCGCCAUCUUGUGACUCAGUCUUGGCUGUCAAUCAAGUCCACUGCUCUAGCAUCAAACAACUAUUACAACCAAACUUAAUGAAUGACAGAAAAAUCUGUUGGAUCACUUUAAGGGAGCUGUCCUGUCACCAUCUUUGUAAACAGUCUAUGGUCCAAUCCAAAAGCGUUACUGUUACACGGUGAAGAAUUACACGGGGUCCUCCUGUAAAAGUAAAUUUUUUUUUGUGGAAAUUCAUAUUUCUUGGACUGUACCAAAUCUCAGAGACAACUGAUGACAUGCUUUAUAUUUCUGUCUAAUGUGUGCAUCCCUUCAUUUAAUUAUCUUGUGCACACAACUGGAUUGGAUUUGCACUGAAAAGGUUUUUCAUUAACUAGCCCUCAAAUCGAGAGUACUGGCUUUUAAAAAGAUAAAACUUUUAUGUCCUUUGUUUUUGGGGAAUUUGUAUAUAUGUUGUUGACUUUUUUUUUUAGAUUGGAUAUAUAUAUAUGUAUAUAGGAUUUAAAAAGGUUUGUUUUACCACCGAAAUGUAGUUAUAAUGUUGUAAAAACACAGGUUUUGAAUUUAUACAAAUAUUUUGACAGAAUAUCACAAAAUGUGCCUUAAAUACUGACCUGGAGACGAUUAGACUCAUCAGUCCUCUGACACUGACACUCUGACACUCUUUGACGACAAGUUCAGAACUCAAACAAGCUUUUUUGUUGAUUUCUUUCUUUAAUUUGUUCUAAAUUGAAUAUCGUGUUCUUUCUUGAUAUAAGUCAUUCCUCUUAUUUUGUUAUUCUGAGAUGUUGCCCAUAUAUAGACCUGGAUAUUUUCAAUAAAGACUAUUUUGUUACCUGGAA